AUGUAUCGACAUCCCCAGAUCACGCCGUAUAAAAGCUUUUACGAGUUCGAGCAGCUGAAGAAGUGGUUCUACAGCGCGGAUCGGAAGUUGAGAGCCAGAGCAGUUCAAAAAGUAGCCGCUUACGCUACCAAAGGUAGUCUUCCUCAUUCUCUGGAGUCCACCUCGCUGCUUACCAGUUCGGCUCUGCUGGAUGAGCAAUUGAGCAGUAGUGGUGCCGACCCGAUGCCUAUCAGGCUGAGCUACGCGAUGUCUCUGAUUAAGUUCUGCAACGGUCUUUUGGACCCAAUCCAGAAGUCUACCUAUGCUAUGAGUCUUAACAAACUCGCAGAAAUACUGCAGCUUCCAACUUAUUUCGUGGAGAUCCGACACGCCGGGACUCAUGAAAUGCUUCCGUCGCUGGAAAUGCUCCGAUUUAGCGCCCAGAGUGCUCUAGAAUGGCUAGAGACCAAUUACUGGAACGAAAUCUGUGAAAGCACGUCUUCUGAGCCGCCUGACGAGAAGUCCGACCAGGAAGUGGAAGCGCUGACGGAGAGCUUCAAAACUCUGCGAAAAAUCCGCAGAGAAGACAUCCACAAGGUGUACAAAUUUGGAGACUCAACGGAGACGGGAACAAAAUACUGGAAAGCGAUGAAAGUGCUGAAGAGCGUCAAGGAAGACGUCCUAUUAAACUACAUGGUGCACCACAACUGUUUGGUGCUCAAAACGCCGCUCAAUGAGAAAAAAGUGAAUGGCAUCAGACUGCUGUACAGGCCAAUUCUGGAGGAGCUUGGCUAUGACGUGGUGCUGGGCCUGUUCCAGACAUUUCUAGCUGCUGACACCAAAGACGAGCUCUUUACAGUGCAGCGUACGCAGUGGUUGCAGUACUUUCUCUCAAACGGCCUUACAUUUAGCCAGAACUCCAUCUACAGCAAGUUCCUCAACACGCAUUCGGUAGGGGUGGUUCUCGCUUUGCUAACAAAGCAUCCAUUGGAAUCAACAGCAUCACUUCUUCAAACACUCAGCCAGCACAAACAGCUCUUGGAGCAAACAAAGCUUACAGCCAAAGUGAGCGAUCAAAUUAAAUUCAUGAGCAAAUUCUAUGUAUCGGACCUUUUGCCUCAACCAGCGCUGAAGAAACAAAAGUGCGAGUCGCUGUUCCUUUUCGAACAACAUGAACUCUGGGAGCCUAAGCCUUUUGGACAACCUUGA
Ogataea angusta is the source of this 1188-nucleotide messenger RNA. RefSeq lists its product as uncharacterized. Lineage: Eukaryota; Fungi; Ascomycota; Pichiomycetes; Pichiales; Pichiaceae. The transcript has a single exon. The coding region runs from base 1 to 1188 and encodes 395 amino acids. Gene Ontology annotation, molecular function: endonuclease activity. Gene Ontology annotation, cellular component: preribosome, large subunit precursor; Las1 complex. The record is from RefSeq and is a predicted model, not a curated record. Gene Ontology annotation, biological process: maturation of LSU-rRNA; maturation of 5.8S rRNA.